Molecule: messenger RNA, 4218 nt
Organism: Rattus norvegicus (Norway rat)
Lineage: Eukaryota; Metazoa; Chordata; Mammalia; Rodentia; Muridae
Gene: Usp12
Product: ubiquitin specific peptidase 12
Biological process (GO): protein deubiquitination; ubiquitin-dependent protein catabolic process
Cellular component (GO): nucleus; cytoplasm; plasma membrane
Molecular function (GO): deubiquitinase activity; cysteine-type deubiquitinase activity; peptidase activity
Source: RefSeq, a predicted model, not a curated record
UAGGGCCUGCGCGGAGCUCGCUCCCCAGCGCGCUGGGCGGGGUGUGCGGCGAGCGGCUUCCCGGGCAGGCGCGGGCCCUGAGGCGGCGGCUGCGCCGUGCGCCGGGGCGGAGCCGGGGGCGGGCGGGCGGCCGGCGGGCGGGGGCUGGGCCGGAGGAAGCCUGAGCGCCCGCGGCGACGACGGCAGCGGCGGCCCAGCAGGCUAGAAGCGUGGGUCCGCGGCUGCUCCGGGUGCGGCCGCGGGCUGCGGAGCGAGCGGGCGGCCCGGCUCCCCGCGUCCCCCGCCCGCCGCGACUGUCUGGAAGAUGGCGCCGGGCGGAUGGAAAUCCUAAUGACAGUCUCCAAAUUCGCCUCCAUCUGUACCAUGGGCGCCAAUGCCUCGGCAUUAGAGAAAGAGAUUGGUCCAGAACAGUUUCCGGUCAACGAGCACUAUUUUGGAUUAGUCAAUUUUGGGAAUACCUGCUACUGCAACUCCGUUCUCCAAGCACUUUAUUUUUGUCGUCCGUUUCGGGACAAAGUUCUGGCAUACAAGAGUCAGCCCAGAAAAAAGGAAAGCCUCCUCACCUGCCUGGCAGACCUCUUCCACAGCAUAGCCACCCAGAAGAAGAAGGUCGGCGUGAUCCCGCCCAAGAAGUUCAUCACCAGAUUGCGGAAGGAAAACGAGCUGUUUGAUAACUACAUGCAACAAGAUGCCCAUGAAUUCUUAAAUUACCUACUCAAUACAAUUGCUGAUAUUCUACAAGAAGAAAGAAAGCAGGAGAAGCAAAAUGGCCGAUUACGUAACGGGGAUGUGGACAGCGAGGAUAACAACAGCACACCAGACCCAACGUGGGUCCACGAGAUUUUUCAGGGAACAUUAACUAAUGAAACCAGGUGUCUUACUUGUGAAACUAUAAGCAGCAAAGAUGAAGAUUUUUUAGACCUUUCUGUUGACGUGGAACAAAACACAUCAAUCACUCACUGCCUAAGAGGGUUCAGUAACACGGAGACUCUGUGCAGUGAAUACAAAUACUACUGUGAAGAAUGCCGGAGCAAGCAGGAGGCACACAAACGGAUGAAAGUUAAGAAACUACCCAUGAUCCUGGCUCUGCACCUGAAGAGGUUUAAGUACAUGGACCAGCUUCAUCGAUAUACAAAGCUUUCUUACCGGGUGGUGUUUCCUUUAGAACUCCGUCUGUUUAACACUUCAGGAGACGCAACCAACCCUGACAGAAUGUAUGACCUGGUCGCUGUUGUGGUUCACUGUGGAAGAAAAUAGACGCACAAGCUAUUGAAGAAUUCUACGGACUGACAUCUGACAUCUCCAAGAACUCUGAGUCUGGGUACAUCCUUUUCUAUCAGUCUCGGGACUGAAAGGUGCCGCAGUGGAAAGAAGCUUCUGCUUGCUUCUCUGGUUGCUUCCGAAAGGAUCGAGCUGAUGUUUAAGAAGAGAGAAAGAGAGACAGACAGACGCAGGACGCUCAGGGCAGUAGCUCACUUUGCAUACAAUAAAGCAAAGGCUGGAUUAACACGCCCUUCCGGUCACGUUAGUUGAAUUUUUUGCUCAGGAAUCAUGCUGUCUGCAGUUCCACACAAGGACGUGAUCAGAGAUACCAGCUCUUGUGAAGCAGCUGCCAGCUGCCGACACGGUUUCCGUAGUCAUCGCACCAAGGAUGAUGUGAGUUCUUCGGGAGGGCAGUGGAGGAGUUAGGAUGUGCUAGGGUGAUUGAGCACACCGCACUGUGCGCCAGCGCGCGGGAUGCGUGUGUGCACUGUGCAUGGAGCAGUGACGGUCUCUUCAAGCAUCCCGAAAAGUACCUUUGGGCCCAACACUUGCAGUUGCCUUCCUGACGCACAGAGCACAGACACGGAGCCCAGUGUCAGGAGGUCAAAGAUACCUGCUUCUCUGGAGAAGCGUGUGAUCAUAUACAGUGUAUGUACAUGGAGGGAACAGCUGGUCAAAACUGGCUUCUUGAUUCCCCAAGGGGAGAGACUGGCUUUGUAAUGAUCUUUUUUCCUUAUUUAUUUUACUUAAACUGGUUGAGUCCAAGCAUUGUAUGAAGUGCCCGUGAUUCUACCAGCUAGUCUUGGCGUAUUUGAUUAGUUUGUCAGCUGAGGCAGUCCUGUUGUCCGUUUCUGUUUUCAAGGUGAACUGAACAUUGUAACUGAAUCACUAAGGUAAUCAUGAGAGGAUCGUAGUGAGCGGGGUCAGUGCUGUCCCGAGGGACUGUCUCUGGCUGAGCAGUGAGCGGGGGGGUCAGUGCUGUCCCGAGGGACUGUCUCUGGCUGAGCACUUGCUCCUUGGUUAUAGUUUGUCACUUUUUUUUAAAGCUUUAAAUGCAGUGAAGUAGGAGUUCCCUGUUGCUAGAGUGAUAAAGGAAGCCCCAGCAUGAGGCUGGCGUGCUGCCAGCCCGAACCCCAGGACGUCGGUGCGUACAGCUGUGGCAGUCUUUAGUCCUGUUUUAGCCUUGGGAAGGACUAAUAGAGCAGCCAGAACCCCAUCAGCCAGGGCAGCUCAAGCCCUUUGGAAGAUUACAUUUUGGUAGUGUAGUAAUCUCAAAAAGAAGCCCCUCGCCCUCCUGACCUGAGUGUCCUAUUAGAGCGCUGUUCAGACACUUACAGCUAGAUCUGUUGGGAGUUUAGGGAACAGUACGGGAGUCUCCACAUAUGGCCAGGCAUCAAGUGUAUGACAGUGGCUGAAUGUAACUUGCAGUAAGUGGUUGAGGAUUCUACUCAAAGUCCAGCUUCAGACUCUGGGUAGCCAUCCUCACACACACUCCUCAUAGUGUGGUGGCGGCCUGUUGAUAAAGCCCCUGGUUUUCUAAAGCUAUUUUACUAAAACUGUUGACUGAGAAGAAAACAGCAAAAAGAAAUGUUUUUUGUGCUGCUAUGAUUAACAUUUAUUUUCUACCUUUAGCUCAGGAAAUGACUUCAUCUAUUCAUCCCAUAAGCAGAUUUGCAACGGGGUCACUUAGCUAAUCGGGCUUCGUAGACAGAUGUGCUGGGAGAAAAAGAUGACCUUUUGGCAAACUCAUUUUGAUAGUUUCUGAAGCCUUACCCUGGCUGGGUUUCGUGAUCUGCCAGCAUUGCACAGAGAACGGCAACCAAGAGCACGGGGGUUAGAGCUGCGCGCGAGAGAGCACACGCCCGUCGGGCCCACACCAGACUGUGUUGGAAUUCAGAACUGCAUUCUCUGCAGCUUUGUGUUCAAAGAAAAGGCAUAAAGUAGGGCUGAGGCCUUGAGGCUGCCGUGCGCAGCCCUGAAGUACUGUGUCUGCUUGCACACGUUAUUUUGAAGCAGGAAAAGCCUAGUUAAGUUCUCCACAAGGCAAGUUAUAGCAGGGGGCCAAGCUCCAGGCAGGCAGCCUUGCUUGGCUCAGGUCUGUGCUGUACGGUUUGCAGGGGACGGAAUCCUGGGUGUUGGCUCUAAAUUUACUUUUUAUCCUUAGUGCAGAUGGAUCUGAGUAAGACAUUUUGAAUUUUAUCAGAAACUCAGUAAACUUAAAAAAACAUACAGGGUUUGGGUUGGGGACUGGGAUAACAGGUAUAAGAAGUGAGAAAGAAAGGUGACCCACCCAGCACACAUUUCAGGUGAUUGUUUGCCUGUGAUUAUGAUGAGGGCAGAUGCGAGUUUGGACAAGGCUGGUUGCUCUGUAAUUAUGUACAUGUUUGCUUGGGCAGCCGUCCCAAAUUUUGUAUAUUAGAACAAGAGUUUCUAUGAAUUAUCAUAACUAAAGUAAAUAUUCUAAGUGGAGCCCACUUGCGAUCAUCAGCCUCUGUCACGAGGAUUUUACCUUUAGAAGGUUACUCAAGACAGGAGCCGGUGGCUUAGGAAGGGGCAAGGAAAUGUGCUGUAGCGGCCUGUGGCCUCAGCCAUCAGCAUCCCUCGGGGUUUUCUUUCCAUGAUGGCCAUAGAAGACCUCACUUUGAUAACAUGCUCCUCCUGAUGCUUUCUGUAAAGAUGUUCUUCAUAAGCAGUCUCUCGUGAGGGAUGUGGCUGGGAGCUGGGAGGCAAGGGACUGCAGUGAACUUAGCUGUGUGACCUUGGGCAAGUCACCUAACCUCUCUGUGCUUCAGUCUCCCUCUUGUAAAUGGGAGUAAUACCUACCUCACAGGGUUGUUGUGGGGAUUAAUUAGAGAGGAAGUCUGUAAAGCAUUUAAAAGGUUCUUGAAGAAGGCGCUAUAUAAAUACAAAAUAAUAUCUAUUAAAGUUGGCUUAUUUGUGCUUGUCGGUUUUUAA